AUUCAGAGAAGUUCAUACACAGAGCUGGCAGCUGAUGUAAAGGACGAUCAUGUCAGGAAAGACGUGCAGCAGUAACACAACCAGCCAUGUGCAGAGAGUUGUGGAUCAGCUGCGACUGGAGGCUGGAAUGCAGAGGAUCAAGAUCUCCCUCACCGCUGCAGACUUGGUCCAGUAUUGCCAGGAGCACAGACGCAGCGACCCGCUGGUCAGCGGCAUUGCAGCGUCAGCCAACCCUUUCAAAGAGAAGAAGACCUGCGCGCUGCUGUAGACAACUAUGACUGAUGGAAGAGCUCCACUUUUUCUUUCAUCACCAUGUUAAAGAUACGUACCAACAUGUUGGCUUCUUAUUCUAUGAUGUUUGACUUUUAAUUUUCUUGUCAUUGAUCAGAUGUAGAAUUUAAAAAUAAAUAAAUGAAUUAAUAAAUAUUCCCUGCACUGAG
Synchiropus splendidus (mandarinfish) is the source of this 440-nucleotide messenger RNA. RefSeq names its product guanine nucleotide-binding protein G(I)/G(S)/G(O) subunit gamma-12-like. Gene Ontology annotation, biological process: G protein-coupled receptor signaling pathway. Gene Ontology annotation, cellular component: heterotrimeric G-protein complex. The coding region runs from base 50 to 268 and encodes 72 amino acids. Lineage: Eukaryota; Metazoa; Chordata; Actinopteri; Syngnathiformes; Callionymidae. The record is from RefSeq and is a predicted model, not a curated record. The transcript is spliced from 2 exons. Gene Ontology annotation, molecular function: G-protein beta-subunit binding.